Messenger RNA from Vollenhovia emeryi, 1873 nucleotides. RefSeq lists its product as uncharacterized. The record is from RefSeq and is a predicted model, not a curated record. The annotation marks the transcript as partial. The transcript has 2 exons. NCBI's taxonomy places the organism in Eukaryota, Metazoa, Arthropoda, Insecta, Hymenoptera, Formicidae. Gene Ontology annotation, biological process: proteolysis. Gene Ontology annotation, molecular function: aspartic-type endopeptidase activity.
AUGCCUACAUUUCUUCAUCACGCAAGAUUACCAAGACUUCAAAUCCCCAAGUUCAACGGCUCACCAGCAGAUUGGCUGUCAUUCAAGGAUCUGUUUAACUCAAUUGUUAUUGCAAACCCAUCUCUUUCUUGUGUGGAAAAACUACAAUAUAUGAAAACUAGCCUAACGGGAUCAGCUGCUCAAUUCUUAAAAAACACUGCGCUAACAUCUGACAAUAUUCAGAAAGCCUGGGAUGCUUUGAUAGCUUUUUUCGAAAACAAAAGGAUUCUAGUAAACUCUGCAUUGUUUUCACUAAUUAACUUAAAACGAAUGACUAAAGAGUCCGCCUCCGAGAUGGAAACAUUGUACACAAACAUUAUGGAAAUCUACAGAACGCUUGAAACCUUACAACGACCAGUCGCAUCUUGGGAUGAUUUCUUAGUAUUCAUCGCGGUUCAAAGACUCGAUUCCGACUCUGUUAAAGCUUGGGAACAUCAUCUAGGCCCGUCAAAGGACCCUCCGACAUGGCAGCAAUUCACCGAGUUUUUAAUGACUCGAUUACUUUCCUUGCAAGCGUUCGAAAAAUCAAGAGGCACGAAAGGUCCUGCACAAUCUCGCCAGAUCCCAGUGAAGGCUCAUUUUCAAGGAAAACUAAAGGAUCAACCGGCUUUUAACUCAAAAACUUGUGGUCCUCAUCGAGCAGCUACUUGUAAAAUCACGAGACGUUGUAUAAAAUGUGGAAAUAAACACCAUACUACCAUUCAUAAAUCUGAUAUGAAGCCUAAAGUUAAUAAACCUGAUGCGCUGAAUUCGGAAAAUCAUUCCGAAUCAGCUACUAAACCAAUACAAAGUAACGUAUUGCAUUCUGCACUUGGAGCUCAAUUCUCUCCAUCAGAAGUUCUCCUCGCAACAGCUCGUGUCAAUCUCUUGAACGAUAGAGGUGAAAAGCGUAAGGUGAGAGUCUUAAUUGAUCAAGGCUCUGAGAUAUCUCUUAUAAGGGAACGUGUAGUUCAGCUGAUGCGAAUUCCUAGAAAGAUGACUGCUAUUCCUCUCGUUGGAGUAGGAGGUGAACAGACGAAUAAAACAAAGGGUCUUACUUCGUUUACCUUGCAAUCAUUACAUGAUUCACAAUCUACUUGUAGCAUUACAGCUCACAUCCUGCCAAAGCUCACUACCCCUUUGCCUUCUGCAAAGAUAACUACUACUGUAUGGCCACACCUUGCGGAGCUCGAAUUGGCAGAUCCUGAAUUCUCAUUACCUGGCGCUAUUGACAUAAUUAUUGGUUCUGAUUUCUAUGGUCACAUUAUACAGGACGGUUUAGUCAAAGGAGUUAUUAACUCACCGACAGCUCAGCGUACUAUUUUUGGAUGGAUCAUUUCUGGUCCGUGUGGCUUUCAGCCAAAUCCUAAUUUGUCGUCAUCUGCUCCAUGUGGCUUCCAGCCAACUCCUGUUGUGUCGCAAAGCUACCACGUUUCCUUUGACAGAGAAUUACUUGAGGUCUUAAGUCGUUUUUGGGAACUAGAGGACAUUCCUUGCUCGUCAAGAUCUCUGCUUUCAACCGAACAUCAAGCAUGUGAGGAUCAUUUUCAAUCUACUCAUUCUAGAGAUGAGAAUAGUCGCUACAUUGUAAGAUUACCUUCUAAAGAUUCAGUGAAUCAGCUGGGAAAUUCAAAGAUUAAGGCUCUUCGGUUAAUAUCUAGGAUGAAGAAGACAUUUGAAAACGAUCCCGCAUAUAAACGUACUUACUUCGAUUUUAUGAACGAGUAUAAUCAACUCCAGCAUAUGUGCAUUGUUUCUGAUCAAAAGUAUGACCCCCCUCAAGUAUACUAUUUGCCUCAUCACGGUGUAAUACGAGAAACCAGUCUUACUACUAAAUUAAGAGUAGUCUUUAAUG